This is a messenger RNA of Ctenopharyngodon idella (grass carp), 7279 nucleotides long. RefSeq names its product chloride channel, voltage-sensitive 5b (gene clcn5b). Gene Ontology annotation, molecular function: voltage-gated chloride channel activity. Lineage: Eukaryota; Metazoa; Chordata; Actinopteri; Cypriniformes; Xenocyprididae. The transcript has 13 exons. Gene Ontology annotation, biological process: chloride transport; transmembrane transport. The record is from RefSeq and is a predicted model, not a curated record. Gene Ontology annotation, cellular component: Golgi apparatus; membrane; early endosome. Bases 1577 to 3733 code for a protein of 718 amino acids.
CAAACAGUUCACCUUUUUUUGAGGAAGGAAACCUUUCUUGAGCUAAAACCACUAAGCGAUGUAUCGGUAUAUGGACAGACCCCCUGCCACUUCAGACUUUAUCCCACUCGAAAGGUCCGUGUGAUUGGACUGAAGACAUCCGUGGUCAGAAGGCUGUGAGAUGCUUUUGCCGGGUAAACUGUGACUGACCAGUUGACGGAACUGGCAGACAUCUGGGGAAGAUUACGUCGGCAUUGUUUAACCGAGGAACUUUAAAAUCCUGAUCACAAGACUUGGCGCCUUAAAGUCCAGUAACUUACUAACAAAUAGCGACUACUACGCAAAGAACGAAAGAGAAUCAUCAAGAACUUCAAGAAGAGAGAUUCAACUACAGUGAAGAAUGCUUCAGGACGUCCCAGAGUGUCCAGCAAGUGCCAGAACCUUCUCCUCCUGAGGAGUCAGCUAUCGUGUCACUACCAGUGCAGAGCUGCUCAAUAUUAGCAGCAGGCAGGUGUGAGUGCAUCUGGAUGGCACAAUGAGGCCAAGACUUUUGGACAACGGCCUGGUGUCAAGAAGGGCAGCAAAGAAGCCACUUCUCUCCAAGACAAAUGUCAAGGACAGACUGAAAUUCUGCAGGAAGUACAGGGAUUAGGCAGCAGAAGGCUAGUGCAAAGUUAUUUUCUCUGAUGAAGCCCCCUUCUGACUGUUUGAAACUUCAAUUGUCCACAGAAGAAAAGGUGAACGCUACCAUGAGUCCUGUGUCAUGCAAACAGUGAAGCAUCCUGAGACCAUCCAUGUGUGGAGUUGCUCUCUCACAACUCCGCUCAAAACCAUUGUCAUGAAUAAAGAAUGGUAUCAAAAUGUCCUGUGAGAGCAAAUUCUCCCAACAAUCCAGGAGCAAUUUUAUGAUGAUCUGUGCAUUUUCCCGCAUGAUGGAACACCAUGUCACAGAGCAAAAGUGAUAUAAUAAUUACACUGAAAUUUUGGAUCUGUGGCCAGCAGGGCCGGCACAAACUCAACUGCCACUCUAGGUAAAACAAUGUUGUGCCGCCUCCACUUCACACUCACAAUUAAACACAAUCUUUGAGAUGGAGAUUUUGUUUAUUGAUAAAAUUGCACUAAAAUAAAAGCAUAGGCUACACAAGCAUGUUUUCUGUUUUUUUUUUUCUUUUUUUUUCUUUUUUUUUCUUCUUCUUCUUACCUUUAGCCUACCAGCCAAAAGCGCAUGUCAGGCUUUAAAAUCAUUAGACAUCUCCAGCAGUAAAAGUUGUCAUCUUUUGUAUUCAUGUCCUUGAUGACAUUUUUAGAUGUACAUCAGGGUGUUUUGCAUGUAGACCGAUGCCGCUCUAAGAUUGGGGUGGGUCUGGAAGAGGGGAGGGGUGUCCGGGAGUGGCACUACUAGGGAGAAUGGAUGAAAGUUCAUUUAGAUUUAAAAUAACUAACGAGCUGAUAAUUUGUUGAUACAAGUACAAUAAUUUCAAAUGAAUGUUCAAAAGAUAAAUAAAUUAACUUUCUCUCUUUCUUGCCACCCUGACUGUGCUGGCCCUGGUGGCCAGGCAAGUGAGGCAACUCCCCGGAUCUUAAUCCUAUAGAGAACAUGUGGUCAGUCCUCAAAAGGGGGAUGAUGGACAACGGAGGGUUUUGCAACGAUAAUUAUCACAGUUUAAGCAGUGAUGAUGAACUGGUGGAUAUUUCAGAUGUUACGGUGGACUUCAGUGAGGAUGUCCCGCCUCUGAACCGAGAUUACAGUGUGGGCUGCUGUAAAGCUGAUUGGAGACUACACAACAGUCCUAAGCUGAUGGAUCUAAUGGAUGACACCAUUCCUGGCAUUGGCACCUAUGAGGACUUCAACACCAUCGACUGGGUUAGGGAGAAGUCUAAAGACAGAGAUCGGCAUAGAGAGAUCACCAAUAAGAGUAAGCAGUCUACACUAGCCUUGCUCUUCAGUGUCAGUGAUGCCUUUUCUGGCUGGCUUCUAAUGCUCCUCAUUGGACUUAUGUCAGGGGCCUUGGCUGGAGGUAUAGACAUUGCCGCCCAUUGGAUGACAGACCUUAAAGAGGGUGUGUGCCUGAACGGGUUCUGGUUUAAUCACGAGGACUGUUGCUGGACAUCCAAUGAAACCACUUUCCAGGAAAGAGACAAGUGUCCUCAGUGGAAAAGCUGGGCAGAGCUCGUGGUUGGAGUCAAUGAGGGGGCCAGUGCAUAUGUGGUGAGUUAUUUCAUGUAUGUGUGCUGGGCUCUUCUCUUUGCCUUCCUGGCAGUGACUCUGGUGAGAGCAUUCGCCCCUUACGCUUGUGGUUCUGGAAUACCAGAGAUUAAGACCAUUCUGAGUGGCUUUAUUAUCCGUGGGUACCUGGGAAAGUGGACUUUGAUCAUAAAGACCAUCACAUUGGUGCUGGCCGUCUCUUCUGGCCUCAGUCUGGGGAAGGAGGGUCCGCUGGUUCACGUAGCCUGCUGCUGCGCAAACAUCCUAUGCCAUUUCUUCACCAAAUACCGCCGAAAUGAGGCCAAGAGGCGAGAGGUGUUGUCUGCAGCAUCUGCAGUGGGAGUGUCUGUAGCGUUCGGUGCUCCUAUUGGAGGGGUGCUUUUCAGUCUUGAGGAGGUCAGCUACUACUUCCCUCUGAAGACUCUGUGGCGUUCGUUCUUCGCUGCUCUGGUCGCAGCAUUCACCCUUCGCUCCAUUAAUCCCUUCGGCAACAGCCGUCUGGUCCUUUUCUAUGUGGAGUUCCACACUCCCUGGCAUUUUCUAGAACUCAUACCUUUCAUAUUUCUGGGCAUCUUUGGUGGCUUUUGGGGGGCUUUCUUCAUCCGUGCUAACAUCGCCUGGUGCCGUCUCCGAAAGAACAGCUGCCUUGGGCACUACCCUGUCCUCGAGGUUCUGUUGGUCACUCUGAUCACAGCGUUGCUAUCGUUCCCAAAUGAGUACACUCGGAUGAGCGGCAGCCAACUGAUCUCCGAGCUGUUCAAUGAUUGUGGUCUGCUGGACUCGUCGAAAAUCUGUGACUACAGUGGAAGCAGAACAGGAAGUGUUAAUAAUACUGUCACUAACGGUCUGGCGGAUCGUCCGGCAGGGCCAGGGCUUUAUACAGCUAUGUUGCUGCUAGCUCUUGCACUGGUCUUUAAGAUGUUCAUCACUGUGGCUACAUUUGGCAUGAAGGUGCCAUCCGGUCUGUUCAUCCCCAGUAUGGCGGUGGGGGCUAUAGCCGGCAGACUUCUUGGUGUGGGCAUGGAGCAGCUGGCCAUCUACCACCAUGACUGGAAUGUUUUCAGAAGCUGGUGCUCUCCUGGGGCGGACUGCAUCACGCCGGGCCUCUACGCCAUGGUGGGCGCAGCAGCCUGUCUGGGUGGUGUGACACGUAUGACAGUCUCUCUGGUGGUCAUUAUGUUCGAGCUAACGGGAGGUUUAGAAUACAUUGUGCCCCUCAUGGCUGCUGCCAUGACCAGCAAAUGGGUCGCAGAUGCUCUGGGUCGUGAGGGCAUCUAUGAGGCCCAUAUCCGUCUUAACGGUUACCCCUUCCUGGAGGCCAAAGAGGAAUUCCGCCACAAGACUCUUGCCACAGAUGUGAUGCGGCCACGACGGAGCGGCCCACCGCUGUCUGUGCUGUCACAAAGCGGAAUGACUGUAGAAGAGGUGGAGAGACUCAUCUUAGACACCACCUUUAGUGGCUUUCCUGUGGUGAUCUCACAUCAGUCUCAGAGAUUGCUGGGCUUUGUGUUGAGGAGGGAUCUGGUCAUAUCUUUAGAAAAUGACUGAUCGUUUCGCUAGAUAAGACCCUUAUUCCUUGUCUGGUAUCGUUUAAAGCCCUUUGAAGCUGCACUGAAACUGUAAUUUUGACCUUCAACCAUUGAAGUCCACUAUAAGGAGAAAAAUCCUGGAAUGUUUUCAUCAAAAACCUUAAUUUCUUUUCGACUGAAGAAAGAAGGACAUGGACAUCUUGGAUGACAUAGGGGUGAGUAAAUUAUCAGGAAAUUUUUAUUUGAAAGUGGACUUAAUCCUUUAAGGAAGGCAAAGAUCCUACUCAUUGCAAAUCAUACAGGCCAAUUUCGCUCUUGAAUGUAGAUUUCAAAAUUUUAUCCAAAAUCCUUGCGUUGCGCCUAGAACCCAUUCUUCCUACUGUAAUUUCAAAUGAUCAAACAGGAUUUAUUUGAGGCCACAACCCUUUCAACAAUUUACAACGCCUAUAUAAUGUAAUAUAUACAAAUUCUCCUCUAGGCGAAAAUGAAGCAUUAAUCUCUCUUGACGCUGAAAAGGCGUUCGAUAGAGUAGAGCGGGAAUACCUUUUUUACUCUCUUAGGCAGUUUGGCUUUCCUGCAGACUUAAUCUCAUGGAUUAGAUUGUUAUAUGUUUUUCUGGUAGCUUCAGUGUGCACAAUGUUUACUCUGAGUAUUUCUCUUUACACCGAGGCACCAGGCAGGGAUGUCCUCUCUACCCCUUGUUAUUCACUAUAUCAAUUGAACCUUUAGUUGCUGCGCUCCGUCAAUCUUCUAACUUUAAAGGUAUUACACGACAUGGUACAGAGCAUAAAAUUUCAUUAUAUGCGGACGAUGUUUUGCUAUAUGUGUCAAGCCCAGCCUCCUCAAUACCACAAAUUAUUUCACUAUUACAGGAAUUUGGCAAUUUCUCUGGCUAUAAGCUUAAUAUGAGUAAAAGCAAGUAUUUUCUGAUUACUUUGACCUGUAGAGACUAUUCCUUUAUUCCCUUCAGAGUAGUACGUGAGGGUUUCAAAUACUUGGGUAUACAAGUUACCAGAUCAUUUAACAAAUUGUUAAAUUUUUGCCCACUUCUGGAUCGAUGUAAAAAAGACUUUGUGAAAUGGUCCUCUCUGCACCUAUCUUUAGCAGGUCGUACGAACCUAAUUAAAAUGUUUGUUUUGCCACGGUUUCUGUAUUUAUUUUCAAAUAUACCUAUUUUUAUUAGAAAUAUUUUUUUUUACUAAGCUGGAUAGUCUAAUUACUUAAUAAGACCCCUCGCAUUAGGAAAACGUUUUACAGAGAUUAAAAUGUCAAGGAGGGAUGACAUUACCCAACUUUUUAUUUUACUAUUGGGCAAGUAACAUUUAGCACUCAAAAAUGUUUUGAUGCUGUUCACUUUAUUUAAACAACUUAUUUUGAUUCAACACAAUUGUAUUAGGUUUCUGGUUGAAAUUUAAUUGCUUCAUGUUAAAUUGACUUGAAACGAUUACUUUUGACUUAACUUGUUUUCAUUUUAAAAUAACAUGUUUCAAUCAAGUAAACUCAACCAGGACUCAAUCCAACAGGACUUUCACUUCCUAUCAUGCUUUGCAAAGGGGCUGAUCUGGGCAAUAGAACCUGUCUGCGGACUGCAAGAGGGGCGUAACAGGAAGGGGGCGUAACUUGUUGCAGGGGGUGUAACUUGAAGUUGUCAAAAAUCACACAGAACCACAGACGUCGUCAAAACGUGAUGAUAUCGGCAAGACAAAUCGUCACCAUAUGAGGGAGUAUGACUGACUGACAACUCUCGAAUCAGAAUCGUACUACUUAUAAUUGUUUAUCUUACAUUAUUUGUCUUACCGUGGUCAGUACCACCAUAUGUCGGCGUGACGUAUUGCGAUCUUCAAGCAGGAGAUGGAUGAAAUAUUCUGAAUUGUGAUGCCGACUGUUUUCUCCAUAAUUUACACUGAAUUGAUUUAAGCUGAACAAUGACACUAUUGUCUUUGUAAUGCUGCUUUACAGGAGAAUUUAAUUCUAUUUGCAUCAUUCAAUAAUUUAAUCGUCACUUGACUGUAAAAUACAACAAAAUUAUGUAUUCAACCUGUCAUAUUCGACAAUAUAUAUGAAAAUCGAUUAAGAAAACUUUAAUUCCUUAAAGUUAAAGUAAUAACAUGCAAUAACAAUAAUAACAAUAAUAAAAUAAAUAACAAUAAUUUAACUAAGCUUAAAUGAACUGACAUUAAGCUACUUUUGAGCAAGUAUUAUGAAUUUAUUUGUCAACACGCAGAUGCACACACUCAUACACAUUGGGCACAGGUCUCUUUUUAAAAACAUUAAACAUAUCAACCCCAAAAUUUUAAAAAACAAUUUUCCAUUUCAACAAAUAUUUCAUAUUUGGUAACAAAAGUUACAGCAUUAGGUGUCACAAAUUACCAAUGAGCAAUCAUGUUUUACCUUUAAAAAAAACAAAAACAAAAAAACAAGGCACAGUGGUCACAUAAGCAAUGAUGGGGUCAGAGCAGGCACAAUGAGGUCUUCGAUGUCUUUGACUUGUUUUAAGCUUCACAGUUCAACCUUUUUAAAAAAAAAAAAAAAAAAAGGACUUUACAAUAAGGUUAAAAUGGUUAACAAUAGUUACAGCAUUAGGUGUCAUUCCUCUCAGAUUUCAUCAAAAAGUUGUUCUUACAGGUGUGGAACGACAUGAGUGUGAGUAAUUACUAAUUAAUGACAGAAUUUUCAUUUUUGGGGGAACUAACCCUUUAAUUGCAUUAACUGAUGUUAACAUAUACAUGUUAAAAUAUAUUAGUCUGUAUAUAAACAAACAUUAAACAAUAUAUGCUGUAAAAUUGACAGUUCAUGUUAACUAAUAAAUAAACUAAUGUUCAUAAAUGUCUCCUUAUUCUAAGGCAGAGAUGGGCAACUCUUUUCCUGGAGGGCUGAUGCAGAUUUUAGUCCAAACCUAAUCAAACAACAGCGAACAGAGUUGCCCAGCCCAGUUCUAAAAGUGUUACCAAAAACAUGCAACAGUAAAACAGUAGGCCCUAACAAUCAAUUGUACAAUGUUUACAAGUAGCUUAAAGUCCCCCUGUGGUGAAAAUCAAGCUUUUUUAAAAGAGCCUCAAACCCGCGGUUUGAAAUCUCUGGUGUUUCUGACGUCACAAACUACCUUGUAACCAAUUACGUCAACAUGCCAGUGAGCUUUAGCAUAUCAUUAACAGGGGAGUCUCAAGAGGAGUCUCUAUGUUUCUGUUAAUAUGAAAAAUCAGGUACAUUUAGUAAUAUAUUAGAUGAAUUAUGUAUUUGAUGUUAUGAUGAACUACAUGCCUUUCUCCACUGACGUUCUGAGUUAAAGCAUUUGUAAGGAUGCUGAUUGUUAGAAGGCAGCGGUCUGACUCUGAGAUGGCGUAAGGGAACAUGGUGUGUGUAACAUUAGCAACACAUUAUUGGCUGUUUGAUAGUGUAGUCAAGCAAAAUGCCAAUCAUAUUAAUUACCGUUAUGUGUCCGACUUUGUAAAAAGAUGAUAGUCUUAACCUCACCCUCAGACAGAUGUUCGCAGCUCCAUUAUUGCAGUAAACUUGUAAUUGUGAUUGUGAACAAGAAAAAUAUCAAGAUACACAUUCAAAGAAU